This is a messenger RNA of Dovyalis caffra, 480 nucleotides long. Lineage: Eukaryota; Viridiplantae; Streptophyta; Magnoliopsida; Malpighiales; Salicaceae. The record is from the annotation of a GenBank genome assembly.
AUGGAGAAAAAGAAAGGAGAUCCGAGAAUAUACAUUGUCAUAGCUCUAUUUUUUGCAUGCCUUGUUUCUGGUGGAGUUCUUCUUGCUCUUUACAUGUUUCUCCCCGAAAACAAUGUAAACUGGUGGUAUUCUAUCGCAGGAAUGAUUCUUGUCGCCAUACCAUGGGCAUUUUGGUUUCUGACCUGCAUUUACAGAUGCAUUAGACCUGUUGGCUAUACAAAUUCUGAACCAUGCACAUCCCCUUUAGGAUCCCCAUUUUCCCGCAGAGAAGUUGCUGCUGCUGCAUCAUCACCAAGGAAUCCACCGUUUGAUGAUGAGCCCCAAAGGCCUUCUUCGGAUGGCUCACGCCACGUGCAUUUCGGCAGGGUGGUGGUUGUGAGUAAUGAGAAUGACGAUGACGAUAGUGGUGACCAAGAUGAACGUAAAAGCAUGGAAGGGCAUUCAGGAAUUGAGCAUGAAGGGGAGAAUUCAGUUAAUUAG